CAUUGCUAAACUCAACCUUAAUCACAAUUUGCAUAACAAAAUCAAGAACUAAAUAAGAAAAUUAACCCAAAAACAGAAAAAUCUACCAACCCUUCUUUCCAAGAAACUAGAAAGAAAAAAAAAACACUCACACAAAGAGAAAAGAUUCCAAAUUUUUUCUUUUUCUUUUCUUAUCACCCACACCCUUUACAACAAGCUAAAUAGAAAGAAAACUAAAGAAAAAAAAAAACCAAACCCAUCUCAUCUUAUCAUCAUCUUCAUUCUUCAACCCACAUUCAAUUGGAAAGGAAAAAAAACCCCAAAUUCAAAUUCAAAUCCAAUUCCAAAACCCUAAUCUUGUGUUUUUCUCCUGCAAAAUCAAGAAACUUCGUUAAAAAAGGAGCUACAUUUUGUACAAGAAAAUGUCCCAGAUGAAGCAAAUGUCUCAUCUUGACCAUAUCCCAUCAACACCAGGCAAAUUCAAGAUGGAAAAAGCUCCAUACCCAUACAACAGAAUCGUCAGAUGGCAUUCUUCGUUGGCUAAACUUACAUUUUGGUCCUUCGUUUUUCUUGGUUUGAUUUUCCUCUUCUUUUAUCGAUCCCCAUCGUCUUCCUCCUCCUCUUCACCCUUCACCAACCCACUCCCGUCGGAUCCAUCCCGCCGCUCUCUCCGGGCAUCAUGGGGCGGGUCAGCCUGGGAGAAACGGGUCAGGUCAUCCGCAAGAGUCCGUUCAAGAAAUGGGAUUACAGUACUUGUAACCGGAGCAGCUGGGUUCGUCGGGACUCAUGUUUCCUCCGCUUUAAAACGCCGCGGCGACGGCGUUUUGGGUCUUGAUAAUUUCAACGAUUAUUACGACCCGUCUCUGAAACGUGCCCGUCAAGCCCUUCUUGAACGGAGCGGGAUUUUCAUUGUUGAAGGUGAUAUAAACGACUCUGCUUUGUUAAAGAAAUUAUUUGAAGUUGUGCCGUUUACUCAUAUUAUGCACUUAGCUGCUCAAGCUGGCGUUAGGUAUGCAAUGGAAAACCCUAGCUCUUAUGUUCAUAGUAAUAUUGCUGGUCUUGUUAGUUUACUAGAAGUCUGUAAGAAUGCUAAUCCACAGCCUGCAAUUGUCUGGGCUUCGUCUAGUUCGGUUUACGGACUUAAUACUAAGGUACCCUUCUCUGAAAAAGAUAGAACUGAUCAGCCUGCUAGUUUAUAUGCUGCUACUAAGAAAGCUGGUGAGGAGAUUGCUCAUACUUAUAACCACAUUUACGGUCUUUCGCUUACUGGGUUGAGAUUCUUCACGGUUUACGGUCCUUGGGGUAGGCCGGAUAUGGCGUAUUUCUUUUUCACUAAGGAUAUUUUGAAAGGGAAGAAUAUACAGAUUUUUGAAGCGGCGAAUCACGGGACGGUUGCUCGGGAUUUUACGUAUAUUGAUGAUAUUGUUAAGGGCUGUUUAGGUGCUUUAGAUACUGCUGAGAAGAGUACUGGGAGUGGAGGGAAGAAGAAGGGGCCGGCUCAGUUGCGGGUUUUCAAUUUGGGGAAUACGUCUCCGGUUCCUGUUUCGGAUCUUGUGAGGAUUUUGGAAAGGCUUUUGAAGGUUAAGGCGAAGAAGAAUGUUAUGAAGUUGCCGAGAAAUGGGGAUGUUCCGUUUACUCAUGCGAAUAUUAGUUCUGCGCAGAGGGAACUCGGGUAUAAACCUACUACUGAUUUGCAGACGGGGUUGAAGAAGUUUGUUCGGUGGUAUGUUAGCUACUAUCACGUAGGAGGGAAAAAGGCGGAUGCACGAUGAAUUUGAUUCUUUCAAUUGUGUGGUAAAAACAUUUCUUGUUCAUUAUGAUUCUUGUGAUUGUUUUUGUUAACAUUUCUAUGAUGGUUCAUUGCCCAAUUUAUUGUCUUUUCCCUAUAUGCUAUAUAAGGAGAGGUACCUCUAUGUCCUAUGUUGAAGGAGAGUGGAUAUUAUUUCCCUAAGCUGUAUCAAAAGAACAACAAUAGCUUAAUUUUUCUUCUAUUUUUGAAAUAUGUAAUUGUUGUAGUUUCGGCGCUGUAGAAUUCGUUACUGGUAGAGCAUAUGCUGAUUGUUGGACAUGUAUCAUUUAUGUGCAACUUCAAUAAAAUCGUACACGUUCAUUUGACA
Messenger RNA from Mercurialis annua (annual mercury), 2096 nucleotides. Its product is annotated as UDP-glucuronate 4-epimerase 3. The coding region runs from base 402 to 1751 and encodes 449 amino acids. The transcript has a single exon. The record is from RefSeq and is a predicted model, not a curated record. NCBI's taxonomy places the organism in Eukaryota, Viridiplantae, Streptophyta, Magnoliopsida, Malpighiales, Euphorbiaceae.